GUCGGCCGGCCAAGCUGAAUUUGAAGCCGCCACCAUGGGCGCCUGUCUGGGGGUUUGUUCCCUGCUCAGCUGUGCAUCCUGUCUCUGUGGCUCUGCCCCCUGCAUCUUGUGUGGCUGCUGUCCCUCCAGCCGCAAUUCCACCAUCAGCCGCCUUGCCUUCACCUUCCUCCUGUUCCUCGGAGUCCUGGUGGCCAUCAUUAUGCUCAGCCCUGGGGUGGAGAGCCAGCUCUACAAGUUGCCCUGGGUGUGUGAGGGGGCCCCCUCCACCUUGGGGGUCCAGGGCCACGUGGACUGUGGCUCACUGCUGGGACAUCGGGCUGUCUAUCGUGUGUGCUUUGCCCUGGCUGCUUUCUUCUUCUUCUUCACCCUGCUGAUGAUCUGCGUGAAGAACAGCAAGGACCCCCGAGCUGCCAUCCAGAACGGGUUUUGGUUUUUUAAGUUCCUGCUUCUUCUGGGCAUCACCGUGGGUGCCUUCUAUAUCCCCGAUGGCUCCUUCACCAAUGUCUGGUUCUACUUUGGUGUGGUCGGCUCGUUUCUCUUCAUCCUCAUCCAGCUCAUUCUGCUGAUUGACUUUGCACACUCUUGGAACCAGCGCUGGCUGUGGAAGGCCGAAGAGCGUGACUCACGGUGCUGGUAUGCAGGCCUCUUCUUCUUCACCUUCCUCUUCUAUGGAAUCGCCAUUGCUGCCAUAGCCCUCAUGUACAACUACUAUACCCACUCAGAAGGUUGUGUUGAAGGCAAAGUCUUCAUCAGCCUUAACCUGAUCUUCUGUAUCUGUGUCUCCAUUGUGGCUGUUCUACCCAAGAUCCAGGAACUCCAGCCAAACUCAGGUCUGCUCCAGGCCUCUGUCAUCACGGCCUACACCAUGUUUAUCACCUGGUUAGCUCUGAGCAACAUCCCUGACGAGAGAUGCAACCCUAACCUCCCAGUCACCAACACAACUAGCUUGGAAUCUCCUGAGAUCUACACUACACAGUGGUGGGAUGCACCCAGCAUUGUUGGCCUCAUCAUCUUCUUCCUCUGUACCAUCUUCAUCAGCAUCCGCUCUUCUGACAACAAGCAUGUGAACAGCCUGAUGCAGACGGAGGAGAGCCCAUCGAUGCUGGAGGGCCAGCAGCAGCAGGUUGAGGGCCAAGCCUAUGACAAUGAGCAGGAUGGGGUCUCCUACAGCUACUCCUUCUUCCACUUCUGCCUCUUCCUAGCCUCGCUCUACAUCAUGAUGACACUCACCAAUUGGUACCGGCCAAAUGAUAUCACCAGGAAGAUGGUCAGCACCUGGACUGCAGUCUGGGUGAAGAUCUGUGCCAGCUGGGCAGGGCUCUUCCUCUACCUUUGGACCCUGGUUGCCCCACUCCUUCUGCCCAACCGAGACUUCAGCUGAGACCAGUCCAGUUACCCAGCACUGCUACUCCCUGACCAAAGAUGCCUUGUUGCCAAGGGACAGAUGACAUCAGUCUCUAUUCUAGUCUGGUUCCCAUGAUCUUUCCCUGCCCCUUACCUUCUCUUGACCUUUUGUAAUGGAGCUACCCAUCCUCUCCUCCCCACUCUUGCCUAAAUCUGGUGUGGAAAGAGGGAGGGAGAAGUAUCCUCAAAGCUAGAGGCCAUUGGACUGGAUGAUUUCUAGGUACCCUUUCAACUCUAACCCUCUGAAUGAGUUUGAGCGUCCAUAUCUGGUUGAGGUUGGAAUUCAUGGCUCCUUUCUUCUUGGUGCCUUGGGGGCUUGGAUGGGGCUUGGAGGAGUCAGGAUGUGGGUUUUGGGGGCAUGCCACUACUUGGAGCUUCGAAACUGUUCCUUCUGCACCUCCUGCCCUCUCCUUCUCUUCCCCCACCCCUAAUUUCCCCCCUACACCCCUUGAUUUUAUAACUUUCAACUCUACUCCAAUAUAGGUGUCCUACCUCAAUGUGGGGUCAGGACAGGACAAGUUUGAGUCUCACAGAAGAGCAUGGGACAGCUGAGCACAGGGAGGUUCAGGAAGGCCACAGUGCUGGGAGGAAACGUUCCCAACACUGUGACCAGUCUGGCUCCUUUGUUCUUCAUCCCACGUUCCUCCUUUCCUCUUCUCCAUUCCUGGGCUUGAUGAACUUUAGGAACCCUUCCAUUUUUUAAUUUUUAAAGACAACAUAAUAAUAAACAUCCAGUGGGUGUGCCUUACCAAGCUCUUUGCCUUUGUCCAUCUCCUUGGACUCCUGGCUUGUGCCUUUUGUGCCCAAUGGGGCCAUGUCUAGCUGGAUCCUCAGCUCUCUGCCUGCCUCACUACCCAUCCAGCUUCAGGGAACUGGAGCUGCUCUAUGUACAGUCCUGCCAAGCUCUCCCCCUAAUAAAGGGGAGGUAGAGGGCCUCAGCUUCCUGAAGACAGGUACAACCGAGCUGAGAAUUAGCCCUGAUAAUCAAUCCUUCCAUGUCAGUAUUGGUACUUAGGCAGCCUGUGUGGAAGCCUAAGAUGGCAGCCUUAGAAAGGGGCACAUACUAUCCUUGACCAUCUCUGUUCUUUCUAAGGCUACUAAGAUGUGAAGCAAAAGGGCCCAACCAAACCCAACUUCCCCUUCCUGUUCCUGGU
Messenger RNA from Gracilinanus agilis (Agile Gracile Mouse Opossum), 2558 nucleotides. It is a transcript of the gene SERINC2, whose product is annotated as serine incorporator 2. The record is from RefSeq and is a predicted model, not a curated record. Gene Ontology annotation, cellular component: membrane. NCBI's taxonomy places the organism in Eukaryota, Metazoa, Chordata, Mammalia, Didelphimorphia, Didelphidae. The transcript is spliced from 10 exons. Bases 35 to 1381 code for a protein of 448 amino acids.